AUGUCUUUCGGCAACAUGUCAUAUGCCUCGACUUCCAAUAAGCCAGGCGAAGAGAAGCUUUGUACAAGGAUGAGAGUGGGUUUUGAGGUUGAGGUGGCGGCAGGAACAAUUUGCCAAUAUCUACACGGCAAAUUGCGUCCGCAAGGGUAUGGAGCGGGCUGCUAUGAAUCGGUUCUACAGUUUGGUGAUAUCGAAAAGAUCGUGGCUCUGUGCUUCUAUCCACAGGAAAUUAACAUCAGGGCCACGGAGAAAGAAUUAAUGCAACACUUUGACUGGAAGACGGUUAUCGGCCUGUGGUACAAAUGGGUAAACAUUCCCUACAACGGCCGAAGCAAGUGGAAUGAACGAUCGCCCGGAUGA
Messenger RNA from Cylindrotheca closterium, 360 nucleotides. Lineage: Eukaryota; Bacillariophyta; Bacillariophyceae; Bacillariales; Bacillariaceae. The record is from the annotation of a GenBank genome assembly.